Messenger RNA from Racocetra persica, 338 nucleotides. The record is from the annotation of a GenBank genome assembly. NCBI's taxonomy places the organism in Eukaryota, Fungi, Glomeromycota, Glomeromycetes, Diversisporales, Gigasporaceae.
AAUCUUUAUCAGUUCAUAUGUAUGAUGGUACUCUUGAAAAUCAGCAUAUGAGAUAUUUUAAUAAUACUAAGCUUAUUGAUUUUAUUCCUUCUAAUUUAAAAAAUACUGAUGAUUAUUUACAAAUAAUUAAUACUUUAAUAGAAUUUUCAAAUAUUAAAGGAUAUUUAAAUAAUAAUAUAAUAAUUACACCUAUAGAUUUUCCUGGUCAAUUAUAUAUUCGAAAACUUAUUGUAUAUAAAUAUUUUAAUCCAUCUUCUAAUAAUAUUCUAAAAGAAAUUAAUCAAUUUGUUUCUUUACUUGGACCUUUAUAUAUUUCAUUAAAUACUCGAAAAACAUGU